This is a messenger RNA of Chenopodium quinoa (quinoa), 678 nucleotides long. RefSeq lists its product as uncharacterized. The record is from RefSeq and is a predicted model, not a curated record. The transcript is spliced from 2 exons. Lineage: Eukaryota; Viridiplantae; Streptophyta; Magnoliopsida; Caryophyllales; Amaranthaceae. Bases 1 to 678 code for a protein of 225 amino acids.
AUGACGAAUUAUGCAAAAUUCCUUAAGGAAAUCUUGAGUGGGAGAAGAACUUGUGAUAUGGCGGAAACGGUUAGUUUGACCGAGAAUUGUAGUGCCACCAUAAUGAACAAGACGCCGCCUAAGUUGAAGGAUCCUGGGAAUUUUUCUAUCCCUUGUGCUAUUAACAAGACACAAAUUGAUAAUGUCUUGUGUGACCUAGGAGCUAGUGUUAGCCUUAUGCCAUACUCGGUCUAUCAAAGACUUGAGCUAGGAGAACUCUCACCUACCAACAUUACCUUACAAUUAGCCGAUAGGCCUAUUAAAAUCCCACAAAGACCCUUCCUUGCAACAUCGGGAGCUAUGAUUGAUGUCAAGAGUGCUAAAAUUUCUCUAAAGGUGGGGGAAGAAGAGAUUGAGUUUGAUAUGAAUGAGAGUAUAAAAUACCCUUCUUCUUUAGAGACUUGUAUGAGAAUCAAAAUUUUAGAUGACAUUCUGAAUUCCAUGCAAAUGCACUUGCUCGCCUCUAAUGAUCCUCUUGAGUGUGUUUUGUUGAACAAAGAAAAGAUAGGUGAUCAUGGCAAAGAAAUGAAUUUCCUUGAAAGAGUCAUUGAUGAAAGCUUGGAAGGAAGUGAUGAAAAAAAUGUGCAUGAAGUUCUCAAGCCAAGAAGCUUUGCAAGAGGCCUCAACCAAGGAAGGUAA